Eruca vesicaria subsp. sativa (arugula) is the source of this 1760-nucleotide messenger RNA. Lineage: Eukaryota; Viridiplantae; Streptophyta; Magnoliopsida; Brassicales; Brassicaceae. The record is from the annotation of a GenBank genome assembly.
CCACAAAGAGUUUUUGCUUAGUCUUUUCUCUCUCUUUCUCACCUCCUUCCUCCAUCUCUCAGCUAAAAUCCCCCAGAAAAGGAAUCAAAGACACUUGGCAAAAGGGUGGUUCUCUCUUAGCUUAUGAUCCUAAAGCGUGAAGCAAAGAUAACCCAAAAGAGAGCAGAGUCAAAACUUGUGUUGUGUCUUGAUGGGGAACUGUUGUUUUGGAGGAUCUUCUAGUGUUCGACAUGAACAGAGUCCUGUCUCCACCAUACCCCUCCCAGUGGUGAAAAAUAUGCAAGAUCCAGUAAAAACAAAGCUUCCACCGCCGUUGGUGGCGAUGCCGCCGUCUAGGGGUUUGAAACCAAAGUUCCCGGCGGCGGAAACAGGACGGAAAACGAGAUCCGUCGGUAACCCACCUCGUGAAAAACCGCAAGAGAUGACAAGAUCCGUUGAUAGUCCACCAUUAAAGACGGUGGAGAAACUAGGUAUAGGUAAAAAGGCAGUGCCACCGAGCGGGAAGAUAGUGACGCCGAGUCUAAAGAUGUUCUCAUUAGUUGAUCUUAAGACGGCGACAAAGAAUUUCCGACCGGAGUCGAUGAUCGGAGAAGGUGGAUUCGGACAGGUGUUCAAAGGAUGGGUGGACGAGAAGAACUUAGCUCCGUCGAGGGCCGGCGUCGGAAUACCAGUAGCGGUAAAGAAAUCAAACCCUGAUAGUGCUCAAGGCUUACAUGAAUGGCAGUGUGAAGUGAGAUUUUUAGGGAAGUUUCAUCAUCCAAAUCUGGUCAAGCUUUUGGGUUAUUGCUGGGAAGAGAAUCAGUUCCUCUUGGUCUACGAGUAUUUGCCUAAAGGAAGCCUUGAAAACCAUCUCUUCUCAAAAGGAGAGGCGUUAACAUGGGAUACACGUUUGAAAAUAGCCAUUGAAGCAGCUCAAGGACUUGCCUUUUUGCAUAACUCGGAAAAGAGUGUUAUUUACAGAGACUUCAAAGCUUCCAACAUUCUUCUUGAUUCCAACUUCCACGCCAAGCUUUCUGACUUCGGUCUAGCCAAAAAUGGUCCGAUUAAUGGUUUCUCCCACGUGACCACACGUGUCAUGGGCACACAAGGUUACGCAGCUCCCGAAUACAUGGCUACAGGUCAUUUAUACGUGAGGAGUGAUGUUUACGGGUUUGGAGUGGUACUCCUAGAGCUAUUAACCGGUCUAAGGGCACUAGACCCAACCCGACCAUCUGCACAACAAAACCUUGUGGAAUGGGCUAAACCGGCUCUGACUCAGAAAAAGAAGAUCCAGAAAAUGAUGGACCCACGCCUCGAGCACAAGUAUCCAAUUAUGGCAGUGACCAGAACCGCCGCACUAAUUCUAAGGUGUCUCGAGGCUGACCCGAAAAACCGACCACCCAUGGACGAUGUACUUAGAGAGUUAGAAAUAGUGAGGACUAUCAGAGAGGAACUAAAAGAAGAGAGGCGUAAACGUGGCGGUGGUGGUUCAGAUCAUAAUAACCGUGUUAAUGGAUAUGGUUCACCGCACGUCCGUAGAACCGUUCGAACCGGAUAGUCAAAGAGAGUGCGUUUGGAUAGUAGUCAUACACAUGCAUAAGUAAAGCUUUUACUUUAAGAAAAUAAAACUUAUUUUUUCGUAGUGUUUUGGCUUUACAUUUCAGAAUUAGUGAAUUAUAGUAUGGCAAAAAAUCUUAGCGAAAUAUUUACUCUACAAUAUAGUUACAUUCUCAUGCAAAACAAAUUUCAUUUUUGUAAUUAUAGUUCUUUUUUUUUCCUUA